This is a messenger RNA of Chlamydomonas reinhardtii, 8008 nucleotides long. RefSeq lists its product as uncharacterized. Gene Ontology annotation, biological process: protein phosphorylation. Lineage: Eukaryota; Viridiplantae; Chlorophyta; Chlorophyceae; Chlamydomonadales; Chlamydomonadaceae. The coding region runs from base 648 to 6623 and encodes 1991 amino acids. The transcript has 28 exons. The record is from RefSeq and is a predicted model, not a curated record. Gene Ontology annotation, molecular function: ATP binding; protein tyrosine kinase activity.
GGAAACUGAAUAAUAGAUAGAGUCGGGUCCUUGCGCCCCCUUGCGCAAACACAGUCGCUGGAGCGUCGUGCGUCAACUUAUCACGAUCUGUUCCUUUGCCUAUAUUAUAUAAGAAACCAACUUCAGAGUGGAAUCGUCGUUGAUUUUCGCGACUGGCCCGCAAGCGUGGCGGGCUGGGCGCCAGCGCACUAAUAGGCCCCACACUGCAUCUCAGUUGAAAGAGUAAAGGACACAUGGCGGCCCGCGGGGUCCUGUACACCAGCGACGGUGGCGGGGGCACAAGUGCCAACGGCGAGGACGGGGACCCGAAUGACGAUUACUUCGGAGUGCAAACACCUCCUACUCGCUCGUUUAUGAAGCUGGUGCCACGGGCAUUGAAGACACAAGGCAAGCUCGAAGGCAAGCGCUCAAGCGGCCAGAAGCCGAACCGGAGCUCAUCCGGAAAGGGGCUGGGGCCGCCCCAAGCGCUCCACCGCCAGGCGCACAAUGCGUCAGCUGCGCGGCGGCAGGCCAAGGACCGCCGUCAGAAGGCGCGGUCUCAGGCGAGGUUCUUCAAGGAGAUUGAUACUACACUCGAGGCGCUUGGUAUCGGGACGGCGGGUGCUGCGGCAGGUGCAGGUGGCAGCCUGGGUGGGGCGGGUAGCGGCAUGCCGCCCAGCCCUUGUAGCAGCAGCAUUAACCUUAGUCUCAGCCUGGCGCCCUCCGCUGACCAGCUGCUCACGCCCACCGCCAGCAGCAGCAGGGCGGGCACUCCUCCUCCGCAGGCGGGGGCACCUGGCAUGGGCAGCAUGAGCCGGCGCGCCACUAGCGAUCAACGCCUGACCGAAUACCUGCCGUCUGGCUACUCAACCCCGGACCGCAACCUGUCCAUGGGCGGGCCACCGCUGAUGUCCUUUGGCCGCGGCUCCAACAAUGGCGCCCUGCCGCCAGCCGCUGAGCCCACCGGUUUGCCGCCACGCAUGCCGGGCGCUGCAGCGGAGCGGCACCAAUCAGCUCUCAGCAUGCAGCUACCAGCAGGGCACGGCCCGGCGGAGCACGGCAGUAGCACAGCCGCGCAUCGCCGGGCCGUGAGUGUGGAGGGCGAGCCGGCAGCGGGCGCGCCCCUCCUCUAUCCCAGUUUUAUCACGCAUCUAGCUGCGGGUGAGGUCGUGCCGUCGGGGCCGGUGCAUCCCACCCCCAGCCGCGGGCAGUUCAUCUUGCCAACCGCCAUCAGCACCGCCGUCAACAGAGAUGAGUUCCGGCGGCACAUCGGGCACGUGAUCAUGGGCCACGCCCAGUCGGAGGAGGACCUGGAGGAGGCGGUCAACCAAGUGGAGGAGCGCGCCGAGCCGCUGCACGAUGAGAUUGAAGCACUGCACGAGGCUGCGGAGCAUGCGGCAGGUGGUGGCGCAGUGAGCUCUAACAGCCUUGAAGCCAUGAAUGCUAGCCUGGAAGAUCUGUUCCGGCGGACCAAAGAGGUUCUGCGGAGGGCCAAGCCGCUCAGGUCCCGGCUGGCUGACCACGUGGACCUGUUGCCGCGCCUGAACGAGCUGCUGGUCAAACUGCUGGCGGGGCUCGUGGAGGCGGCGGAGGCACUGGCGCGAGUCGGCGAGGCCGUCGUGGCGGCGGCGGGCGAGCUGCGGGACCGUGGCAGCGAUGACGACGUGCGACGGGGUGUGCGCGCGGUGAAGCGGCUGCUGGAGCAGAUCGAGUACAUCUCGCGCAAGACGUCGGACGAGCUGGAUGCCGCGAACGAGGCGGCGCAGGCGCAGCCGCUCGUGGCAGCGUGCCAGGCGGCAGCAGUCAGCCUGUGCACCGCCAGCAUCCAGGCAGCGGCGCAGGCCGCGCCUGUGCUGCUUAAGCCCGACUCGCUUUCGUCAGACAGCUUCGUGCAUGAGAAAGACAACCAGGCGAAACGGCUAUGCGUCUUGUGGGAUGAGGCAUCACGUCUGACGGACAAGAUGGCCAAGCGCUAUCCCGGCUUCCGCCUGCGCCUGUACGGCGAGCUGGCCGCGGCGCUGCUGGAGGCGGGCGACCUGGCGUUGGGCAUGAUGCAGGCGGCGGCGGCAGGGGCGGGGCCAGGGACGGAAGGCGAGGCGGCCGGCGACCUCAGUGAUGCAGCAUCGGACUCGGGCGUCGACAGCGACACAGGCCGUGCAGUGCAGGCGGGUACUGCCUGGGGCGGCCGGAUGGCUUCAGCUUGGGGCGGCCGAAAGGGCCCCGCCGGUCGUGGCGGCACCACUGACAAGGAGAUUGAGGCCCAGGCAUGGGUGCCCAGCUUGCUACAGAUGCUGCUGCACCGCGCCAGCGAGACGCACCGCUGGCUGCGUGACGCGCUGGCUGAGGCGCUGCGCUACCGGGCGGUGGCGGAGGGGUCGUUGGACCUGGACGACGCGGACGAGGGCAGCCUGAGUCAGGGACUAGGGUCCGGCGGCCCCGACAGCCUGGGCGGGCAGGCUGCCGUGUCGCCCGCCGCGCGCGAGGAGGCCCUUGAGUUGGACGGCGCUGAGCUGGAGGAGCUGUUUACGGAGCUGGACCGGCUGCAGGAGGUGUUCGCGGAGCUGUGCGUGGCCAACCUCAAGCGGACCAUGCGCCUGUGCUCAGGUAGCACGGGGGAACCGCUGUCGGUAUGGGCGCUGGAGUCGGCUCGUGACGCGGCUGAGGCGGCGCUGCGCUUUGUGUAUAUACACGAUAACAGCAGCAUGGCGCUGGGGGACAUGCUGGGGCAGGAGGUGACAGAGGAGCACAAGGCAUGGCUUCACCACACGUGGCAGGAAUACACCCGCCUGUCCCAGGGCGUGGUCAACGGCUUGCUGUCCAUUCGCCGCCAGAUCAACGUGCGCAAGGGCAACUUGUCGCCAACGCCCGUACCCGCACAGCGCCCAACCGCGGCAGCGGUACCACUGGCUACAGCAGGCACCGGGCGCGGGCGGCCAUUGGGCGCAAUAUCAACAGGGGCACCCACCGCACGGGUUGCACCUGUGGCCGCGCAUGCCGGGGCAAGCGGGCGAGCGUCUCUCGAGCAGCCGGGCAGACGGGCGCCUGGUGCUGCUGCCCCGGCCCCGGCAUCUGCACUUGUUGCCGGUACGACGGCUGGGCUGGGGCGCCGGCGUCCGCCCCCUGCUCCCAAGUUGUCAUUGCCAUCAGCGGCAGGCGUGGGGCAUCGGUUGCAGCCGGUUUCGCCGGCUUCCACCGUGUCCGGGCUUCCUUGGGGCCAGGCUGCGCACCCGUCGCACACAGCUCCGCAGCUGCUCCGCGCGCCGCAUCAACAGUUCGGGAGCAUUGCUGCAGCAGCAGCGAGUGCCGCUCCAAGCUGGGCUGCAAGCAGCAGCUCAGCGGCACUCGUAGCAGCGGAGCUUGGGGCGGCGGCGGUGGCAGCUGCCGCGGCAGCGGCGGCUUGCACCUCGGCUUCUGUGGGCGUAGACCCGGGAUCAUCGGCGGUGAACACACAUGCCGCCGCUGCCGUCGCUCCCUCCAUGUGGAAGGCGGCCCUGCUGGCACCCGGUGGGGAGGCUCCGCGUGGGAAUGGCUCAGCCCGGAGCAGCUUUGAGGCGGGGGAGCCAUCACCGUCGGAGCGGGCGCGCAGGCAGCAAGAGCAGCUGGCAGCGGCGGCAGCAUCGGAGGGGCGGCCUGCGGCUAGCACAGGCCAGAAGCCGGCAGCGUCUUCGGCUGUUGCGACCACGUCCAGCUCAACCUCCACUGCCAGGCGGAGAGACCAGCAGGGCAACUCGCAGUCACGGCCAGUAGUGGAGCGUGGCUCGGGCGGUGGGAGAGGUGCUGCUCGCGGCGGCAUGUCCACACGGGGCGGGGGAACUGGAGGCCGGGGCAGUGGCCGCCUGUUCGGCCGGGGCCGUGGGAGACUGGACCGCGGAGAUGACGACAACGGUUACGCGGAGGAGAACCAGCCAUCUGCAAUCGGCGCCGCGAGCAAUUCCGAACAGCUGGAGCACGGCCGACAGCGCCGUGAGGGUGCGGGAGGUGACGGCGCUCACGAGCAGGGGGCUGGGGCUGCCAGCAGCUCGGCCCAGCCCAAGCUGCCUCUCGCAACUACGGGCACAGCAGCUGCCUCGGAGCACUCUGGCGCUGUUGAUUCUUCAACAGCUACCGCCGGCGCUCCCGACGCAGCUAGCCCUUCGUUACCAUCGUCCUGGGCGGCAGUGGCUGCACGGGGCAGCCAGGGGUCUGCGGCCUUGCCUGGGUCCGGCCGGGGCCCCAGCGCGAACACAAUGCGCUCGCCCUUUGCGUCAACGUCAGCUGCGAGUCGAGCGGCUAGCGGCGUCGCACCAGCAGGGGUACCGGCGCCUGCAGCUGCGUCUCCGUUUGCUGCGAUUGCCAUGCAGCCGCCACCUGCGUCACCAACCGCCUCAGCGUCCCCGGCAAACUCGCAUGUGCCCUCGCCGCAGCACACGCCGCACCAAUCGGCGCCGCCAUCUCCGCCGUCGCAUUCCGCUGUCAUCGCGCCAAACGGUGGUGUGGCGCUGGCUACCUCGCCCUCCCUGACCCCGGGUGGAAUGCCUCACGUGGUGCAGGUGCCACCUCUGAGCGCAGCUUCAACGCACGCCACGAUUACAGGAGCGCAAGGUUGCAGCAGCAGUAGCACGACAACAACCGCUGCGGCAAUCAGUGGAGGCUCGGCCUUUCAGUUUGCGCCGGUGAGCACUGCACCAACGGCUCCCAGCUCAUGGAAUUUGCCAGCAAAUGGUGCCAACGCUGCUGGUUGUAUAGGCAACGGUGGCAAUGGUGGUAAGCGGACGCCGAAGCUUGGAAGCCCACACGCCUCUGGCCCUGUCAUGCCACCGCCGACCACCCUCGGCGUAAGCUCAGCAGCCGUGCUGGCAGCAGACGCACAAGGACCGGGGGCGGCAGGGAUGGCAAUCGCAGACGCUGCGGGUCCAGCUGAGGGUGCAUGGACAGCGGUGGCCUCUGGCGGCGCUCACCAGCGCCAGCUGCACCAGCAGACGCAACCGCACCAGCAGACGCAGGCCCGCACUGGUCACACGGCCCGCCCUGGCCAGGGCCCAGGCCUGGUUGGGACGGGGCCCAAGGCCACGCGGACCGCGUCUCUCACUGCCCAGGUGUCUCUGGGGCCCGGCGGCCUCGGCCCGGCUGCCCCAGCCGUUGCCGACCUGACCCGGCAAGGCAGCGAGGGCCUGGCUGGACACGUAGUUCGGGACCCGGAGCUGGCGGCGCUGCUGCACGCCAUUGCCUGCGACCCGUUCUGGGGCAUCCGCUGGUCCGACCUGUCGGCGGGGCUGUCCAACCUGGUCGGCAACGGCAGCACGGGCCAGGUGUUCGCGGGCACCUACCUGCAUGGCGAGGUGGCCAUCAAGGUCAUCGGUAUCAACCGUGACAUGGAGUACGACUUAGGGGCUCUGCGCGCCUUUAAAGCUGAAGUGGACCUGAACAAGCGCCUCAACAACCACCCCAACAUCGUUCGCUUCAUCGGCGUGUGCGCGGAUUACAUCCAGUACGCGGCGCGGCAGGCAGGACUGCUCACGGAUGCAGACCUGGUCCACACCCGCUGGGCGGCACCUCCCCGGGCUGUCGGCACACGCGAUGGGCGCCCGUUUGCACCCAUGCUGGCAAUUGUGAUGGAGUACUGCCACCUGGGGACACUCUGGUCUAUGAUCGGCGAGGCACGGCGGCUGUCCAACGUGGCAGCUCGAGGGCAGCAGCCGGUACGCACCAACUCCAACCGAUGGGGCUUUGCCUUCUGGAAGAGCUGGGAGCGCCGCAUGGAGGUGCUGUGUGGCGCUGCUGCGGGUCUGGAGUACAUGCACAAGAACCACGUCAUCCACCACGACUUCACCUCCUAUAACCUGCUACUGGACGAGCGUGGCGGAAAGUGGACGACCAAGGUGUGCGACUUCAAUUUGAGCCGGGUUGUUUCUCGUCACGCUGGCGGCGCGCCUGCCAGCGGCGGUGCCAGCAGCUUGACGGUGCCCAACAGCGGAAAUAUGUACAGCCCGCGCUGGCAGAGCCCCGAGUACUUGGAGGGCAAGGAGUACGCCACCGCCACCGACGUGUUCUCUUUUGGUGUCGUGCUGUGGGAGGUGGUCACACUGCAGACGCCGUGGGAGAGUGAGCUGCACCAGUAUGAGAACAAGGGUCUGAAGGUGCUGGAGCCGGUGUUCAUUCACGAGGAGGUGGUGACCAAGAACAGGCGUCUGGCGUUCCCUGAUCCGGCCGCACUGGAGCAAGAGCUUCCAGAGCUGCCACAGUUGGUGGCACUCUGCGGGAGGUGCUGGCAUAAAGACCCGCGCAGCCGGCCACGCAUGACCGAGGUGGCGGAUGCACUGAUGACCGUCCUCGGCUCUGUGCGCCAGCGUGAGGACGCUGCGCGCAGGGCAAACGCCGCGGCGCGGCGGCCUGCUGCGGAGGGCGGGCCCAGUGCGGCUCAGCAGCCUGGUACAACUGCCGCCGCCGCCACUGCCGCCGCGGCAGCUGGUGCCUCAAACACAGCUACUCCAGCUGUGGCAAUGGUCCCAACACUUGCGGCGACAAUGCCAGCGCUGCCAGGGGCACCUGCCAGGGGUACCAACACGCCCACGUCUCCUUUUGCACGCGCCGUACCAUCGCCAUUUGCGGCUUCAGCAUCCCCAGCACCCCCGCCCCUGCCUUCACCAUUUAAGACGGAGCAGUAAACAGUUGCUGUACUCCGCUUGGUGGUGGUGGCUUCCCCAGGCUUGGUAGCGGCGGCAGCCUGGGACCCGGUGGCAGCAGCACAGGUACCAGUGGUGGCGGCAUGGGGCUUUGCGCAGGGCCUGGUGGCAGGGUUUAGGGUUUUACGAAAGCAGGCCACGUGGAGGAUGAGAGCAGCAGCAUGUGUAGCGCAGCCAUUAUUAUCUUUUGUGAGUCUUGUGUGGCUGCUCGAGCGAGCAGACACCUUGUUGGCGUUGUUGGCAGUAAGUGACCCUGGCCAAGUCCAGGAGAUGAGGUAGUUCGGACCCUUCAGCCUCCAGGCGCGAUGGGGUGCGGGCUCAACCCACUACAUACUUUUGUUGUAUCAUGUGGACAUGGGGUUGAUCGAGUCCUCGGAGAUUCAAGUGUGUUGCUCAGAACUGCAAGUAUCAUGCAUGCAACUCAGGCAGUCUUUGCCUUUUGCAUGGGGGUCAUCAGGAGGCAAGGCUGAGUGCAAUACGGAUAAUCUUAUGCUUGUGUACUUUCGUUGGCGGUGAUUGGCCACUGGACCCGCAGAUAACCUGGCAACCGGUGCCUGUGCAAACCAAUCCGUUUAUCUCUUUCAGGCAAGGCUAGUUCCGUAGACCGCUUCGGCCUCAGACAAUGGUGAUGUUGUAUGUGGGCCCGUCUUUCAUGCAGAAACUUGUCUUGCUGCAUGUUGCCUCAGCUUUUGUUCUCUUGUCAUCCUAUGGGCAGUCACCCUCACAUCCACAGUGAGGCAUGUCAUGGGUUCCUAGCUUUGGAUGUGUGUGUGUGUGUGUGUGUGUGGUGUGUGUGUGUGUGUGUGUGUGUGUGUGUGUGUGUGUGUGUGUGUGUGUAGGUGUAGGGGGAGGCAGAUAAUAUGCCCGACGUGCGUGGGUUUGAAGACCCCUAGCUGCAACCAUGCCCACCUGUAUGAUGUGGGGUCGGCAGGCAAGGACAUCACUGAUUGCAACAGUGUAAUGGCGCAUGGGUGUCUUCAGAUGAGUGCUGCAAGUGGCCUUGCUUGGUGGCUGGACUUACUGGGAAUGCCAGUACAGUUCUGGAUCUGGGAGGUUACGCCAUAGUAUGUCUUUAGCAAGUUGGGUGAGAUGAUGUGAUGUGGGUUCAGCUCACUCUCCCAUGGAGGGUAAGCUCAGCCCCUGAGCCCAGCUACGACGCUACAUGGGUCAAGGCCGAAGGAAGGGGUGCGAUGUACUGUGCAGCACGAUGUGAGGACAGUAGCAAGGAGGAGUGUGCUGCUGGCCUAGUCAGCAAGUGACUUGCUUGACGGUGGCAUAAUGGACUAUAAAAUGCUGAGUAUUUCGUGACCAGUGUCCACCAAUGCGCAUCGGAGCUGAUGCAGCACAAAUUGUAAACCUGGCGCCGA